CAGCAAACCAGUCAACCCAGAUAAAGGAAUCCCGCCUUGGGAUUAAAAACCAUGGAUCACCCAGGCCCUUGACAAGUUCUCCGCAGUAUUUUACUGACAACCGUACAUGAAGGUGAUCAUGUCGGCCACGUCCCCGUUCCUCUCUCGCCGUGGUGCGCUCGCUUACCUCCCCCUCCUCAUCUCCUUCUACGCCCUCCCUGCCCUCUCGCAUCCCAAACCCAACCUACCGUUGGUGAUCAACACCUGGGGCGGCCCUUUCACCGCCGCAACAGACGCCGCCUUUCUGGCGCUCACCGAAAACUCCACCUCCGUCUCGGCGCUCGACGCAGUCGAGAUCGGCUGCGCCACGUGCGAGCGCAACCAAUGUGACGGCACCGUCGGCUUCGGCGGCUCGCCCGACGAGGCAUGCGAGACGGCGCUCGACGCGCUGAUCAUGGACGGCACGACCAUGAAGUCGGGCGCGGUAGCCGGGUUACGGCGCAUCCGCGACGCCAUCUCGGUCGCGCGCGCCGUUCUGCAGCACACGCGGCAUUCGCUGCUCGUCGGAGACCUGGCGACGCAGUUCGCAGUGGAGAACGGGUUCGGGCCAGAGCAGGAUCUUUCGACGGACGAGAGCCGCAGGCGUUGCGAGGAAUGGAGGGCCGGCGGGUGUAAGGGCAACUAUAGGCUCCAUGUGGAGCCUGAUCCGAGGACGUCGUGUGGGCCGUAUCGGCCGUUGCCGGUGGGUGGGCUGCAGGGUUGUGAGGAUGAGGGACAGAGUUCGCAUGAUACCAUCUCAAUGGUUGUCAUUGACGGGUCCGGAGCCAUGGCGGCGGGUACCUCGACGAAUGGGGCUGCUUUCAAAGUCCCAGGCCGGGUUGGGGACGGUCCGAUCAUCGGGAGCGGAUCAUAUGUAGACGGAGAUGUUGGGGGAUGUGGUGCGACCGGGGAUGGAGACACCAUGAUGCGAUUCCUGCCAUGCUACCAGGCGGUGGAGAAUCUAAGGCGAGGCAUGACUCCGACCGAGGCGGCUCAGGAUGCCGUCAGGCGGAUGCUAAGGAAAUACCCCAAGGUAUCGAGCGGGAUUGUGGUGGUAAACAACAAGGGAGAACAUGGGGCGGCCGGCUCGGGAUGGACUUUCACCUACGCAUUUCGCGGUGGGUCGAUGAAUGCCACGGAGGUCGUUACGAUUCCUUCACUACAAUCGAGGCAGCAGAUGGUAGUAGUUCAGACAAAUCCUAAGUAGAUAUUGGUCGAUGGCUUGCUUAAGUAGUACUGCAAGAGACUUUCCCGAUCAAGUAACUCUGCGAUAUUACUAGUGGUUUCCAAAAAGACGCUCAUCAAUUCUGGACUUGACCAUGUUCUAGAUGUACUCAUCCCAUCAAGUUUCGGCUUAACUAAAUUACUGCUCAGGAAGUAGUACAGUACUAUGGAUACUGCGAAAGUCGAGG
This is a messenger RNA of Chaetomium strumarium, 1430 nucleotides long. RefSeq names its product nucleophile aminohydrolase. The transcript has 2 exons. NCBI's taxonomy places the organism in Eukaryota, Fungi, Ascomycota, Sordariomycetes, Sordariales, Chaetomiaceae. Gene Ontology annotation, biological process: protein deglycosylation. The record is from RefSeq and is a predicted model, not a curated record. Bases 107 to 1225 code for a protein of 372 amino acids. Gene Ontology annotation, cellular component: cytoplasm. Gene Ontology annotation, molecular function: asparaginase activity; N4-(beta-N-acetylglucosaminyl)-L-asparaginase activity; beta-aspartyl-peptidase activity.